Argentina anserina (silverweed cinquefoil) is the source of this 411-nucleotide messenger RNA. RefSeq lists its product as uncharacterized. The record is from RefSeq and is a predicted model, not a curated record. Bases 1 to 411 code for a protein of 136 amino acids. The transcript has a single exon. Lineage: Eukaryota; Viridiplantae; Streptophyta; Magnoliopsida; Rosales; Rosaceae.
AUGGAGGUUUCCGCCAUGGUCUCUCUCCAAGGCGACACCCGCAACGGCAAGCAGAAAAAGGGAACCGAAAUCGUCCCAAACUGCGACACAAACCCCACCGACACUGUCUCCAUGUCCUUCGCCCUCGACAACUCUCUACUCGCCCAACACAACCCCAGCUUCUCCAUUGUGAUCAAGCUCUUCUGCAUGGGCACCCUCCACUUUAACAUCGCCUGCCUCGAUAGAAUCCACGUCAAGCCCAUCGGCUCCGUCCACGUCCCCCUCAAGGACCUCUUCGACUCCGCCAAUGACAUGAAGCUCAUCUCAUUUCCGGUCCAGCUACCCUACUUCCGGUGCUUCGGUAGCCAUCAGGGCGAGCUCACCUUCUCCUACAAGUUUGGGGACAAGUUUGAGAGCUCACCUUCUCUGUAA